Messenger RNA from Rhopalosiphum maidis (corn leaf aphid), 951 nucleotides. RefSeq names its product non-histone protein 10. The transcript has 6 exons. NCBI's taxonomy places the organism in Eukaryota, Metazoa, Arthropoda, Insecta, Hemiptera, Aphididae. The coding region runs from base 184 to 876 and encodes 230 amino acids. Gene Ontology annotation, molecular function: transcription cis-regulatory region binding. The record is from RefSeq and is a predicted model, not a curated record.
CGGUCGGGUAAUCGUUAUUGUGACAUUGUGAGCACGAAAAUAUAUUGUCAUAGACGCGUAUGAAAACACAGCUGCUUUAUCACACGUAUCAGCCGACAUCGGUACCGUGAUAACACGGUAGUUCGUUGUUUUCGGCGGCGGUUGAUAUUGUAUCGUUACUGUUGUCAUGACGCGAUAGUAUCGAUGGAAAAAUCCGACCAGGAGACGGGCACAGCCACUUUGGCGACGCCGGCACUGUCGGUUCCGGCAGCUGAUGUGAACGUGAACGAACAUCACGCAAACAAGCAAAAGCCGUACAAGCGACAUUUUUUAGCUCUCUUGGAAAGAUGCGAAUUCUUACAGCAGGACAAUGAACGUCUCGUGCAUAGGAUUCAUCAAGUCACGAAACAGUUGAGACGAAUCCGGUUGGAACGAAAGUUUAUUAUGGAUCGAUUGGACACGCAUAAAGACAACUGGAGAGAAGCUGAAUUGAAAAUAGAUCUGGGAACUGAUUUACCUUUACCCGAAACUGUCAAUUUAAAAAACCAAGGAACUGUAGAAACACCAAACGGAAAAAAAAAUUUGAAUAUGAAAUCUACUGAAAAGAAAGAUCCUAAUUUGCCAAAAAGACCGGCAAAUCCAUUUUUUAGAUUUUGUCAAGAACAGAGGCCAAUUGUACUUGAUCAAAUCAUUAUGUCAGGUGAAGGAGAACCUACAAAACAAGAUCUUACUAAACGGCUAGCAAUAACUUGGAAUACUAUGGAACAUAAUGAUAAAAAAGUCUAUUAUGAUAUGUACGAGAAAUCUAAGGAAAAAUAUGCUGCAGAUAUGGAAGAGUACACAUUUAAUAAAUCUAUAAAUGCAGUUCAAACAUCCAAUUUCUCAUCUUCUCAAUAAAAGUUUCUUUAAUUAUGUAUUAUUUAAAUUCUGUGUUCAAACUUCUAUGCUUGUACCUAUGUCCUAUGUAUUAUU